Messenger RNA from Ananas comosus (pineapple), 2629 nucleotides. RefSeq names its product magnesium-chelatase subunit ChlD, chloroplastic. Lineage: Eukaryota; Viridiplantae; Streptophyta; Magnoliopsida; Poales; Bromeliaceae. Gene Ontology annotation, molecular function: ATP hydrolysis activity; magnesium chelatase activity; ATP binding. Gene Ontology annotation, biological process: chlorophyll biosynthetic process. Bases 105 to 2387 code for a protein of 760 amino acids. The transcript has 15 exons. The record is from RefSeq and is a predicted model, not a curated record.
AGGAUGCCUUAUGUGGAAGCAGGAGACAAAAACCACUCAAGGAUAAGGAGAUAGCGUUACUAGUCAUCUCACCUUCCCCAGCUCUUCCUUCCUGGAGCUCCUUCAUGGCUGCGUCCUCUCUCACCCCAUUCCAAUCCAUCCUCCUCUCUUCUUCCAAACAGCACCCAUUUUCCCUUCCCCUUUCAAAACCCAUUUACCUUACAAAUAGUAGAGCCGUGCGACGGCGCCCUCUUCCCCGCGCCAUCAACGCCUCUUCCGCCGCCGCCGCCGCCGCCGCCUCCGCCACUGUGGAGUCCACCAAUGGCGCCGUCUCCACGAGCGGCAAGAAGUCUUUCGAGGACGCAGAAUACGGCAGGCAGUACUUCCCGUUGGCCGCCGUCGUCGGACAGGAUGCAAUUAAAACAGCUUUACUUCUUGGGGCCAUUGAUCGUGAGAUUGGCGGAAUUGCCAUUUCAGGGAAGCGCGGAACGGGAAAGACUGUAAUGGCUCGUGGAUUGCAUGCGUUGCUUCCUCCAAUUGAAGUAGUUGCAGGUUCAAUUGCCAAUGCAGAUCCCAAUUGUCCAGAAGAAUGGGAAGAUGGAUUAGUUGAUUGUCUUCACUAUGAUGCUGUUGGCAAUAUAAAGACUGAGGUUGUCAGAACGCCUUUUGUGCAGAUUCCACUUGGUGUCACAGAAGAUAGGCUUUUAGGAUCUGUUGAUGUUGAGGAAUCUGUUAAAUCAGGGACAACGGUUUUUCAACCAGGUCUACUUGCAGAAGCCCAUAGAGGUGUUUUGUACAUUGAUGAGAUAAACCUUUUGGAUGAGGGCAUUAGCAAUCUGCUUUUAAACGUAUUGACUGAUGGAGUUAAUUCUGUGGAAAGAGAGGGGAUCAGCUUUCGCCAUCCAUGCAAGCCACUCCUUAUUGCUACCUACAACCCAGAGGAAGGGUCUGUACGUGAGCACUUGCUUGAUCGUAUUGCAAUAAAUUUAAGUGCAGAUCUACCAAUGAGUUUUGAUGAUCGGAUUGCAGCUGUUGGUAUUGCAACACAAUUUCAGGAGUCUCGCAAGGAGGUUUUCAAAAUGGUAGAGGAAGAGAUUGAGUUUGCAAAGACCCAGAUCAUUCUAGCAAGAGAAUAUCUGAAGGAUGUAACCAUAAGUCGGGAGCAGCUUAAAUACCUGGUUAUGGAGGCAUUGCGAGGUGGUUGUCAGGGACAUAGAGCUGAGUUGUAUGCUGCUCGAGUGGCAAAAUGUCUUGCUGCUCUGGAGGGACGUGAAAAAGUUUAUGUGGAUGACCUUAAGAAAGCUGUAGAGCUAGUUAUUUUGCCACGGUCAACCAUCAACGAGAAUCCACAAGAACAGCAAAAUCAAUCACCUCCACCUCCGCCACCUCCCCCACAGAAUCAAGACUCGUCGGAGAAUGAGAAUGAGGAUGAAGAUCAGGAGGAGGACAAUGAGCAAGAGAAUGAACAGGAAGAGCAGCAAAUACCUGAGGAGUUUAUCUUUGAUGCUGAAGGUGGUAUAGUAGAUGAUAAACUCCUGUUCUUUGCACAGCAAGCACAGAGGCGACGAGGGAAAGCUGGACGAGCCAAAAAUGUUAUAUUCUCAGAAGAUAGGGGCCGAUAUAUAAAGUCUAUGCUUCCAAAGGGUCCAGUAAAAAGAUUGGCUGUUGAUGCAACACUUAGAGCAGCUGCGCCAUACCAAAAGCUGCGGAGGGAGAAAAAUGUUGACAAGACAAGAAAAGUUUUUGUUGAAAAAACUGACAUGAGAGCAAAAAGAAUGGCUCGAAAAGCAGGUGCCCUGGUAAUCUUUGUGGUAGAUGCUAGUGGAAGCAUGGCACUGAACCGUAUGCAAAAUGCAAAAGGUGCAGGACUACAAUUGCUAGCAGAAAGCUACACUAGUAGAGAUCAGGUUUCUAUUAUUCCCUUUCGUGGAGAUUAUGCAGAAGUCCUACUGCCUCCAUCAAGGUCAAUAGCAAUGGCCCGGAAGCGUCUUGAGAGACUACCAUGUGGUGGUGGUUCUCCAUUAGCUCAUGGUCUUAGCACGGCUGUCAGAGUUGGACUAAAUGCUGAAAAGAGUGGGGAUGUUGGACGUAUCAUGAUUGUUGCAAUUACCGAUGGAAGGGCUAACGUAUCACUUAAAAGAUCCACUGAUCCAGAAGCAGCUUCUGUUGAUGCACCUAAACCUUCUUCUCAAGAAUUAAAGGACGAGAUACUAGAUGUGGCUGGAAAAAUAUAUAAAGCAGGGAUGUCACUUUUAGUUAUUGACACCGAAAACAAGUUUGUAUCUACUGGAUUUGCCAAGGAAAUUGCAAGAGUGGCCCAAGGGAAAUAUUACUACUUGCCAAAUGCUUCUGAUGCUGUAAUCUCUGCUACAACAAAGGAAGCUUUAUCUGUCCUGAAAAGUUCGUGAUCUGUAUCUUCCUAAUUGUCUUUUUUUUUUUUUUAUUCCUUCAAAUUUUCGGACAACUUUAUUUAGGGGUUUUCUCAGAAACCUCUCUUAUCAUCUCGAGCUUCGCGUUCCUUUAGCAUGAAUACAAUGAGACAAACAUGUUGGCGGAUGUACCAUAUUAGUUGUUUUAUCUAUAUAUUUGUCACAAAUUUAUUGCAUUGUUGAACUUUUUAGGCCAAUUAUACGAUCUGUUAUUGCUUCUA